GCAGAGGUGGGGGGAGGAGACGCUGACAAACCAAGAUGGCGGUGGCGGCGAUGAAACCUGCGGCGACUGGGACUUAACUGUAGUAGCGAAGGCUGCAAUAGUUGGGAGGCAGCGGUAGGGUGUGGAAGAAACGGAACAAGAUUAAGGGCUGGUAAUAGGAACCUUAGCCUGAGACUUUUAGAGCACGGCACCCGCCCCCCUCGGCCCUUUACGGGCGGUGGCCGUCCUGCUUAGGGCCUAGACUCCGAGAAGUGCCUCGGUUUCAGACAGCGGCGGCGCCAUGAGUCCUUAAGGGCGGUCUGAGCCCUCCCGAUCUCUGGCCCAGCCCUCGGGCCCACCAUGGAGCUGGGGUCCGACGAUUUCCUACCGCCGCCGGAGUGCCCGGUGUUCGAGCCUAGCUGGGCCGAGUUCCGAGACCCUCUUGGCUACAUUGCGAAAAUCAGACCCAUCGCCGAGAAGUCCGGCAUUUGCAAGAUCCGCCCACCUGCGGAUUGGCAGCCACCCUUUGCUGUGGAAGUGGACAACUUCAGAUUUACUCCCCGAAUCCAGAGGUUGAAUGAGCUGGAGGCCCAGACAAGAGUGAAACUGAACUAUUUGGACCAGAUUGCCAAAUUCUGGGAGAUCCAGGGCUCAUCCUUAAAGAUUCCCAAUGUAGAACGGCGGAUCUUGGACCUCUAUAGCCUCAGCAAAAUUGUGGUGGAAGAAGGUGGUUAUGAAACUAUCUGCAAGGACCGUCGAUGGGCCCGUGUGGCCCAACGCCUCAACUACCCACCUGGCAAAAACAUCGGUUCCCUGCUACGCUCUCACUAUGAACGCAUUGUUUAUCCCUAUGAAAUGUACCAGUCUGGAGCCAACCUUGUGCAGUGUAACACACGUCCAUUUGAUAAUGAGGAAAAAGACAAGGAAUAUAAACCCCACAGCAUCCCCCUUCGACAGUCUGUGCAGCCUUCUAAGUUCAACAGUUAUGGACGACGGGCAAAGAGACUACAGCCUGAUCCGGAACCCACAGAGGAAGACAUUGAGAAAAAUCCAGAACUGAAGAAGCUACAGAUAUAUGGUGCAGGUCCCAAGAUGAUGGGCUUGGGCCUUAUGGCCAAGGAUAAGACUCUUCGGAAAAAAGAUAAAGAAGGGCUUGAGUGUCCCCCCACUGUGGUGGUAAAGGAAGAAUUAGGUGGGGAUGUGAAGAUGGAAUCAGCCUCGCCUAAGACCUUCCUAGAAGGCAAGGAGGAACUGAGUCACAGCCCUGAGCCCUGCACCAAGAUGACCAUGAGGCUGCGAAGGAACCACAGCAAUGCCCAGUUUAUUGAGUCAUAUGUGUGCCGAAUGUGUUCCCGAGGAGACGAAGAUGACAAGCUUUUGCUGUGUGAUGGUUGUGAUGACAAUUACCACAUAUUUUGCCUGCUGCCUCCUUUGCCUGAGAUCCCGAAAGGUGUCUGGAGGUGUCCGAAGUGUGUCAUGGCGGAGUGUAAACGGCCCCCCGAAGCCUUUGGCUUUGAACAAGCUACCCGGGAAUAUACUCUGCAGAGCUUUGGGGAGAUGGCUGACUCCUUUAAAGCUGACUACUUCAACAUGCCUGUGCACAUGGUACCCACAGAACUUGUAGAGAAGGAGUUCUGGCGUCUGGUGAAUAGCAUUGAAGAAGAUGUGACUGUUGAGUAUGGGGCUGACAUCCAUUCCAAAGAAUUUGGCAGUGGUUUCCCUGUCAGUGACAGUAAACGACAUCUAACCCCAGAGGAGGAGGAGUAUGCUACAAGUGGUUGGAACCUGAACGUGAUGCCUGUAUUGGAGCAGUCUGUACUGUGCCACAUCAAUGCAGAUAUAUCUGGCAUGAAGGUACCCUGGCUCUAUGUGGGCAUGGUCUUCUCAGCCUUUUGCUGGCAUAUUGAGGAUCACUGGAGUUACUCCAUUAACUACCUCCACUGGGGUGAGCCAAAAACCUGGUAUGGGGUCCCAUCGCUUGCAGCAGAACAUUUGGAAGAAGUGAUGAAGAAGCUGACACCUGAGCUUUUUGAUAGCCAGCCUGAUCUCCUUCACCAACUUGUCACCCUCAUGAAUCCUAACACCCUCAUGUCCCAUGGUGUGCCGGUUGUUCGAACAAACCAGUGUGCAGGAGAAUUCGUCAUCACUUUUCCUCGUGCUUACCACAGUGGUUUCAACCAAGGCUACAAUUUCGCUGAGGCAGUCAACUUUUGUACUGCUGACUGGCUGCCUGCUGGGCGCCAGUGCAUUGAGCACUACCGCCGCCUACGAAGAUACUGUGUAUUUUCUCAUGAGGAGCUUAUUUGCAAGAUGGCUGCCUGCCCCGAGAAGCUGGAUCUGAACCUAGCAGCAGCUGUACAUAAAGAGAUGUUCAUUAUGGUGCAGGAGGAGCGGCGUCUACGAAAGGCUCUACUGGAAAAGGGUAUCACCGAGGCUGAGCGAGAGGCUUUUGAGCUGCUUCCAGAUGAUGAACGUCAGUGCAUAAAGUGCAAGACCACGUGUUUCCUAUCUGCCCUGGCUUGCUAUGACUGUCCAGAUGGCCUUGUCUGCCUUUCUCACAUCAAUGACCUCUGCAAGUGCUCCAGUAGCCGGCAGUACCUUCGGUAUCGAUAUACCUUGGACGAGCUGCCUGCCAUGCUGCAUAAACUGAAAGUUCGAGCUGAAUCCUUUGACACCUGGGCUAACAAAGUACGAGUAGCCCUGGAGGUGGAAGAUGGGCGGAAGCGCAGCCUUGAAGAACUGAGAGCACUAGAAUCUGAGGCCCGUGAGCGAAGGUUUCCUAACAGUGAGCUGCUACAGCGACUGAAGAACUGCCUGAGUGAGGCAGAGGCUUGUGUGUCCCGGGCUCUGGGACUGGUCAGUGGCCAGGAAGCAGGCCCCGACAGGGUGGCUGGUCUGCAGAUGACCCUGGCAGAGCUACGGGCUUUUCUGGGCCAGAUGAACAACCUGCCUUGUGCCAUGCACCAGAUUGGGGAUGUCAAGGGUAUUCUGGAACAGGUAGAAGCCUACCAGUCUGAGGCCCGUGAGGCCCUGGUCUCACAGCCCUCCAGUCCAGGGCUACUGCAGUCCCUGUUGGAGAGAGGGCAGCAGCUGGGGGUAGAGGUACCUGAAGCCCAGCAGCUCCAGCGGCAGGUGGAACAGGCGCGGUGGCUGGAUGAGGUAAAACGCACGCUGGCUCCCUCUGCCCGAAGGGGUACCCUGGCCACCAUGCGGGGACUGUUGGUUGCGGGCGCCAGUGUAGCCCCUAGCCCUGCUGUGGAUAAGGCCCAGGCAGAGCUUCAGGAGCUGCUGACCAUCGCUGAACGCUGGGAAGAGAAAGCUCACCUCUGCCUGGAGGCCAGGCAGAAGCAUCCACCAGCCACACUUGAGGCCAUAAUCCAUGAAGCAGAAAACAUCCCUGUUCACCUGCCCAAUAUCCAGUCUCUCAAGGAGGCUCUUGCUAAGGCCCGGGCGUGGAUUGCUGAUGUGGAUGAGAUCCAAAAUGGUGACCACUACCCCUGCCUGGAUGACUUGGAGGGCCUGGUAGCUGUGGGUCGGGACCUCCCUGUGGGGCUGGAGGAACUGAGACAGCUGGAGCUGCAGGUACUGACAGCACACUCCUGGAGAGAGAAGGCCUCCAAGACCUUUCUCAAGAAGAACUCCUGCUACACGUUACUGGAGGUGCUCUGCCCGUGUGCAGACGCCGCCUCAGACAGCACCAAACGCAGCCGGUGGAUGGAGAAGGAGCUGGGGUUGUACAAAUCUGACACAGAGCUGUUGGGGCUGUCUGCGCAGGACCUCAGGGACCCAGGCUCUGUGAUCGUGGCCUUCAAAGAGGGGGAGCAGAAGGAGAAGGAAGGGAUCCUGCAGCUUCGUCGCACCAACUCAGCCAAGCCAAGUCCACUGGCCUCAUUGACUGCAGCCUCCUCUACAGCCUCUAUCUGCGUGUGUGGGCAAGUGCCAGCUGGGGUGGGAGCUCUGCAGUGUGACCUGUGUCAGGACUGGUUCCAUGGGCGGUGUGUGACGGUACCCCGCCUCCUCAGCUCCCAGAGGCCCAGUCUUACCUCAUCCCCACUGCUGGCCUGGUGGGAAUGGGACACCAAAUUCUUGUGCCCUCUGUGUAUGCGAUCACGGCGCCCACGCUUGGAAACCAUCCUGGCACUGCUGGUAGCCCUACAGAGACUGCCUGUGCGGCUGCCUGAGGGUGAGGCUCUACAGUGUCUCACAGAGAGAGCCAUCAGCUGGCAAGGCCGUGCCAGACAGGUUUUGGCCUCUGAGGAAGUGACUGCUCUGUUGGGACGACUGGCUGAACUUCGUCAACGGCUGCAGGCUGAAUCCAAGCCUGAGGAAUCCCUUGCUUACUCUUCAGAUGCUGGAGAGGGCUCUGGCAAUAUGCCUAAGGUCCAGGGGCUGUUGGAGAAUGGGGACAGUGUGACCAGUCCUGAAAAGGUAGCCACAGAGGAGGGCUCAGGUAAGAGAGAUCUGGAGCUGCUAUCCUCACUAUUACCACAGUUGACUGGCCCUGUGUUGGAACUGCCUGAGGCAACCCGAGCCCCACUGGAGGAACUUAUGAUGGAGGGGGAUCUGCUUGAGGUGACCCUAGAUGAGAAUCAUAGCAUCUGGCAGCUGCUGCAGGCUGGGCAGCCUCCAGACUUGGAGAGGGUCCACACACUUCUGGAGCUGGAGAAGGCAGAGCGCCAUGGGAGUCGGACACGAGGCCGAGCCCUAGAGAGGAGGCGGCGGAGGAAGGUGGAUCGGGGUGGGGAGGCUGAUGAUCCAGCCCGAGAGGAGCUAGAGCCAAAGAGGGUACGGAGCUCAGAACCAGAAGCCGAGGAAGUCCAGGAGGAAGAGGAGCUGGAGGAGGAGACUGGGGCUGUUGAUGUCCUGCCCACAGCAGCCAUCUCGGCAACAAUUGUGACAGUGGCUGAGCCUAGCACAGACCCCAACAAAGAUCCUUCCUUGGCCUCAAGGAUCCUUUCUGACCAUCAAGCCUGCUUCUUGGAGGUGGGCGGGUAGGUGGAGAGACUCCCCCCUCACCACCAUCCCCAAGACCGUGACUUUUAUAUUCUGACUCCAAGGUAUUGUUCAGACCUCAGCUCCUGGGGGCCGGCCCCUGGAGUCCUGCGUCCCUGGUAACCUGUAACCAGCAUUCCCAGACACCAGAGGCAGAUAGACAGGUGGGCAGGGGGUUGACUGGGGCUAGGCCAGCACCAUUCCAGAGACAAAUGCAGGGCACAUGCAAACUGGGGGACCUCUCCCUUCCCCCCAGUUCUGGCCCUGGGUCAGGCCAUGCUACACUAACCUUCCCCCCACCCCCCCACCCCCACACUUUUGCCUCCCCCCUCCUUUUUACUUCCUUCUUCCCCUUCAUCUUUCCCCUCCCCCUUACUCUUCCACCCAGGAGGAGGAAACUUCCCGUGGCUGUCCUCACUUUUUUAUUUUCGAUGAAUUUUGUUAGGGUUGAACAGGGCUGCCUAUGGUCUGAAGGCUUUUGGUGCUUGUCCACACACCCACCUCAACCCUUCCUUCCCAUCCUCCUCCGUCUCCUCCUCCUGGGUUCAUGCUGUAAUAAAAGAAGAUUGUUGGUGUGUAAUUAAUUUGUUCAAAGGGAGAAAAACAAAAACAAGAAACUUUUGUUCCAACUAAAGCCUAUUUUAAUUUUAUUUUAUUAUUUUCCUCGUUAGAAAUAAAACCCUUAGGAAUGUUUUUUUGAAACCUGUUUCUGAAGUGCAUUUCUCUUCCAAAGGAGAGCAGAACCUUCCUCGCCCGUUACUGGAGCAGCUACAGUGCUAGUGGUAGUGCCAGGGCCAAGGCCAGGGAGUCAGGGCUCUGAAUGGGAACCUUCCCAGCUUCUCUCUAACCUUGGGAAAGAUAGCCCGCCCGCCCCCAAGCCAUUUCCCUGUCUUCAGACUGGUGGGCACUGAUCCCUCUGGGGGAUUUGCACAGCAGCUUCCCCUAGCUUUGUGCUCUUAUUUUCCUGUUCUCCGGGGGACUUUUUCUUCAUGGCUUUAUUGAAGUAUAGUUUCCAUGCUAUAAAGUCGAGCUGUUUUAAAUAUGUAAUUUGAUGAGUCAGACCAUCCUUGAUGUUUCUCUGUUAGUUUCUUUCUGCCCCUAAUGAAUGUGUGGUUAAUUUGUAAUUUCUGUGUCACUGUUAAACUGCUCUAUUGAGAUGAAAUUUGCGUACCAUACAGUUCAUCCAAUUCAGUAUACAGUUCAGUGGCUUUUAGUAUAUUUCAGUCAUUGAAUGAACCUUCAUUGCAAAAAAAAUUUUAGAAUGUUUUUAUGGCCCUUAGAAGAAACUCCACAUUCCCUAGGUGUUCCCUCCCACUCACAUUUGUCUCUUCUGGACAUUUUAUAUAAAUGAAAUUAUACAAUAUGUGAUCCUUU
This is a messenger RNA of Peromyscus eremicus (cactus mouse), 6345 nucleotides long. RefSeq names its product lysine demethylase 5C (gene Kdm5c). Gene Ontology annotation, cellular component: nucleus. Gene Ontology annotation, biological process: chromatin remodeling. The coding region runs from base 340 to 4974 and encodes 1544 amino acids. The transcript has 27 exons. Gene Ontology annotation, molecular function: histone demethylase activity; DNA binding. NCBI's taxonomy places the organism in Eukaryota, Metazoa, Chordata, Mammalia, Rodentia, Cricetidae. The record is from RefSeq and is a predicted model, not a curated record.